Messenger RNA from Megachile rotundata (alfalfa leafcutting bee), 7729 nucleotides. RefSeq names its product serine/threonine-protein kinase msn (gene msn). The record is from RefSeq and is a predicted model, not a curated record. Gene Ontology annotation, biological process: protein phosphorylation. Gene Ontology annotation, cellular component: cytosol. Gene Ontology annotation, molecular function: protein kinase activity; ATP binding. NCBI's taxonomy places the organism in Eukaryota, Metazoa, Arthropoda, Insecta, Hymenoptera, Megachilidae.
CUAAAGAACGAAGAAGAUAGUACCGACAGUGGCAAAGGAUGGGGAAUAGAGGCGUGCAAUAAGCAGUACGACAGGACGUAGAACGGCUGUUGCCGUGGUGUUUGGGCUCGGCUCGAUUGUGUUGCAUCCGUUAUGACGAUACGAUAAUCCAGCGCUCGGCGCUGUGACCGUGUAAUACGUUGUUCGUGAUUGCGUGUUACUAAUGUUUAUAUUUUAUUCAAAAUUUAAGACAAAUGUGACGGAGGUGUAUUGUUUUGAAAUCUGAUUGGUACACUGAUCUUUUCAGUUGAUCGUUUAUAGUUCUUUUAAUACGCCAUGUGCCAUUGCUUCGUGUACGUUGCCUUUUUCCUCAUUGGAUACGCAGGUUAAAUUUCUAUCAAAGUAUCUUUUUAAAUUAGGUUGUUGGGGGAUUAUUACUCGUGUCAAGAUAUCAUUAGUGAUUCAAUGUUCGGUGUGGUGUAAAAGUGGAAAAAAAAAGGUACACGUUUUUCUUCCUUCAGUCUUGCAUAUUAUUCAGCUUGAUCGUAAGUCAAAAGGAGAGUAAUAACCGGACGAAUUGGAAAGAAGAUAGACAACGGAUUUGGUGAGCUUGAGUAAAGAAGAUAACGCGACGAACACAAGUGGCGUAUCAAGAUGGCGCAUAAUUUGGCACCGAGCGUCAACUGUUCACUGGACGACAUUGAUCUGAAUGCUUUAAAGGAACCAGCAGGUAUCUUCGAAUUGAUUGAAGUAGUUGGAAAUGGAACCUAUGGACAAGUUUACAAAGGUCGUCACACCAAAACUGGUCAGUUGGCAGCCAUCAAAGUUAUGGACGUCACAGAAGAUGAAGAAGAAGAAAUCAAGUUAGAAAUAAACGUGUUAAAAAGGUAUUCGAAUCACAGAAAUAUAGCAACGUAUUACGGUGCCUUCGUAAAGAAGUCAUCACCAGGAAAAGAUGAUCAGUUAUGGUUGGUUAUGGAGUACUGCGGAGCUGGCUCCGUUACGGAUCUUGUCAAAUCGACGAAGGGCCAGAGUUUAAAGGAGGAAUGGAUUGCUUAUAUAUCACGAGAAAUAUUAAGAGGACUUAGUUAUCUUCACAGCAAUAAAGUUAUACACAGGGAUAUUAAAGGACAAAAUGUUCUGUUAACCGACAAUGCGGAAGUUAAGCUUGUUGAUUUUGGCGUUAGCGCGCAAUUAGAUCGGACAAUAGGUAGAAGAAAUACAUUUAUUGGAACGCCAUAUUGGAUGGCUCCGGAAGUAAUAGCCUGUGAUGAAAAUCCGGAUGCUACGUAUGAUAACCGAAGUGACCUAUGGUCACUCGGUAUUACUGCUUUAGAAAUGGCUGAAUCGCAACCUCCGCUUUGCGAUCUUCAUCCGAUGCGAGCUUUAUUUCUGAUACCACGUAAUCCACCACCAAGACUCAAAUCGAAAAAGUGGGCGAAGAAAUUCCAUGGUUUUAUUGAAACGGUUUUAGUCAAAGAUUAUCAUCAGCGGCCUUAUACAGAGCAGCUCCUUAAACAUCCUUUUAUUCGGGACCAACCAACUGAAAGACAAGUUAGGAUACAACUUAAAGAUCAUAUCGAUCGCUGUAAAAAGCGUAAACAAGAGAAAGAAAGAGAUGAUUAUCGCUAUAGUGGUAGUGAAAAUGAAGAAGACGAACCAGCACUGGCUGGUGAACCGUCAUCAAUUGUUCAGGCACCAGGUGGUGAUACAUUACGUAGGAAUUUCCAACAAAUUCAAGAAGGUAGAACUUUAACUCAAGAAGUAGCCCCUCAACCACCUGCUGCUAAAGAAAAGCCAAGUGGCAGAUCUCAGAGGGAUAUACCAGAACCAGGACCACCUGCACGACCUGCCAUUCCUCAUAGAUUGAUCGUAGUUCCAGAUCCACAACCACCAUCUCGGCCACUACCUCCGACACCUAGAGAUGAUCCCCGACAACCGCACAAAGUUUCUACCCCACCUUCCAACCAUCAACCACUAAUUUCCGGCGGUGGUAGCGGCGGUUCUGGUGGUCAAGCCGCAUCUCAAAGAAAUAGUCAUGUCUUCAAACCUAUGCUGCCACCAAGGAAGCCAGAGGACUUGGACAUGCUAGCUGCUCAACUCAACGAGCUUGGUGUGUCACAGGGCCCAGAGGCCCCGCCACGGCCGAACAGGCAACAUAAGGGCCCUGCUGCUUCGUCAACAUCAAAUUUGGUUCAGCCCGCAAGCAGCAAUGAUCAAAACAGCAAACAAAUGCCACAGUCUUCCAGUAUUCUUGAUCAAGCGUUAUCUGUUGAGAGUGAUAGCGAUGACGAUCUUGAAGAUGUAGGCGGAAAUAAUGCGAGGAACGACGGUACUCUACUCGCUAGUGAUCCACCUAAGCCUUUACCCGAAUUUUCUCCUUUCAGACCGUCUACAGAUCCAUCGUCAACAUCAUCGCACAAUGCUCAGAAUUCUCAUCUUGAAGGUAAGCCGAAAGGUGGAGCACCAAAUCGACCACUUCCGCCUACGCCAGAUGAGGAGGAGUCAGGAGACCGUACAUUAGUAAUGAAACGAAAACUUAGUCAGAUGUCAGACGAUCGAGCCACGACGGCUAGCAACAACCGGUGUUCCGAGGCAGACGAGCAGCUCCUCCUGAAGGAGUGGGAUUUCACCCGCUUCUUUCAGGGUUUUAACGAUAGAUUGGAUAAAAUGAAACAAGACCAUUCGCAAGAGCCAACGGAUACGAACCAUCAGUCGAAUAACGAGGAUCACUCGUCGUCGUCCUCGGAGAAAACGUUAAAAGCGCAGGAACAGUUGUCGCGUAGAAAGUACGAUAAUCAUCCUCAGCAACAGCAGCAUCACCAAAAGCAACAACAACAGUUGAAGGCGGUACACAGAAGACAGGAGAGCGAUUCGAAGCUCGGCAACACGUCCAGCGCGUUCGCGCGUGCCUUUCGUCGCGAGAAUUCAGACUUUUUCCCGUCGACGAGGCACUCUGCGUACUUGCAGAAGUCCGAUUUUUCGCGAUCGAGCAUAUUCUCGAGCGGUAAUCGGCGUGGGAGUGAGAUAAGCGUUGCCGGUAUCGUGGGUAAAAAGGGUACCUCUGUAAGUACCGGUGAACCGGUGCUAACAGACUUUUCGUUCGGUCGUGAUGGCCUACAAAGGCCCCGAAGGGAAAAGACCGAAAGCGAGAUCGUUUUCGGUAGUAAACACGAGGGCAGAAGGUUCGACUUUGGACGUGAGAAAGAUGGCACUAUGAGAAGACGCAGUUGUAGACCAUCAGACGCGGUUUCGGCCGCGAUCGACGAAGCAGGAACUAUUAAAUCUACGGCCAGUACAACGGCUAGCGAAUACAGCCCCAUUGUAAUCCAGAAUCGAGAAAGUAGCGAUCGUCCGAGGGGCGCAGGCGGUGGAGCUGAUUUCCAGAGAUCAGAUUCAUCCCCUGGUUCUCGACCUAGCUCCGUGUUGCCGGAUCUCCUCACUUCAUCACCGGGUCAACGACAGGACAAAAGUACCAGCGAAGAGUAUCGCCAAGCAGUUAAAUCACCACCUCCAUUUGCGCUUCAACAGAAGCAGAGAUCUUUCCUGACUUUUGGAUUCGGUGCUGGACCAGCCAGGAGGGAAUCUCAUGUUAAUGUUAAUGUAACUCCAACCAGUCAUGAUCUUGCAUCUGACACACCUGAAAUACGCAAAUACAAGAAACGUUUCAACAGUGAAAUUCUUUGUGCUGCGUUAUGGGGGGUAAAUUUAUUAAUCGGUACGGAGAAUGGUCUUAUGUUAUUGGAUAGAAGUGGACAAGGCAAAGUUUAUCAAUUAAUAAGUAGAAGACGAUUUCAACAAAUGGAAGUUCUUGAAGGUCAAAAUAUUUUGGUUACAAUUAGUGGGAAAAAGAAUCGAGUACGGGUGUAUUAUCUUUCCUGGUUGAAAAGUAAGAUUUUAAGAACUGAUGGACAUAGUGAUCAAGUGGAACGACGUAAUGGUUGGAUUAACGUUGGCGACCUUCAAGGUGCGGUACAUUUCAAAAUAGUCAAAUACGAAAGAAUAAAGUUUCUGGUCAUCGCGCUAAAGGAUUCCAUAGAAAUCUAUGCAUGGGCGCCAAAACCAUACCACAAAUUUAUGGCUUUUAAAUCCUUCGGCGAACUAGCACAUAGACCACUUCUUGUCGACCUUACUAUAGAAGAAGGUACAAGAUUGAAGGUUAUUUAUGGUAGUGCCGAUGGUUUUCACGCCGUUGAUUUGGAUUCUGCCACCGUUUACGAUAUUUAUCUACCAAAACAUACUCAGGGUCCUAUUUGUCCACAUUGCAUUGUCGCAUUACCUAAUAGUAAUGGUAUGCAGCUAUUGUUGUGUUAUGACAAUGAAGGUGUAUACGUAAACACUUAUGGUAGAGUUUCCAAAACUAUGGUCCUUCAAUGGGGCGAGAUGCCUACGAGUGUUGCCUAUAUUGGCACAGGGCAAAUUAUGGGAUGGGGUAAUAAAGCUAUUGAGAUUAGAAGCGUAGAGAGUGGGCACCUCGACGGUGUAUUCAUGCACAAGAAAGCUCAACGGCUCAAGUUCCUCUGCGAACGUAACGAUAAGGUAUUUUUCUCAUCGGCAAAAGGUGGAAGUUCGUGCCAGAUUUACUUCAUGACAUUAAAUAAACCUGGCAUGGCUAACUGGUGAUCCCGAAUAAGGCCAAAUCUGGCCCAAAUGUUAUCUUCACCAAGAGCAAACAAUCUUUCGUAUAUACCAAGAUAUACAUGGUCGCCAUUCAUGUUAACUCGUUUUUCACUGCCAGGAUUUAACAACGCCAUGGAAAACAGGAAAUGUUUGCAUCGCAGUCGACACCAUUAUCAUGAAUAUCACUUUCAGUCUUAUUAUAAUCGUCAUCGUCAUCAUUAUCAUUGUUGUUGUCACUGUCGCCGUCACCAUCAUCAUCAUCGCCGCCGUCAUCGUCAUCAUUAUCGCCAUUAUCACCAUCAUCAUCAUCACCAUCAUAACCAUCAUUAUUUUUCUCAGCAAAAUCAUUAUAAUAAUCAAUAUCGACACUUUUGCUCGAGUAAUUGCUCGUUAGUAAUCGAUAAGAACGAGAUAUACGACGAAAGGUUCCGACAGUAUCUUAGAGUUUUUUUGAAAAUCAUGCAAGGGAUAUUAAUAUUUGUAAAUCUUCGCAUAAAACAAUUUCUGUGCUCUCUUGACGCUUCGUCUUGCGCGAUACGGUUUAGCGUAUGAAAGAAAAGAAACAAAAUGGUUCCUUCCUCAGGUAAUACCUUUCUUCAUAGAGGAGAAUAAGUAAAAAUAAAUGAUAUAUGCACACAAUUUUAUCAUACUUUUAUAAACAGUUAUUUUGCCGUUGUCCAUAUAUCUUCAAUGCAUUUUGUUCUGUACCUUGGAAGGCCCUAUUGUUUGAGAAAGAACAAAAAAAAGAUAUUACACGAUGAUUUGAAAAGUAGCGGUGCAUGACUCAAAGCAAGUUAAUACUUUUGAUUCGGAAUAAGUUAACGAUCGAAUAGACGUAAUAAGAUAUUAACGAUCCAUAAUAGAAGCAUACUGACGUAUUAUUAUCGUAGAUGCAGAAAGAUCGCGCAAUAUUUGAUGCUUUCGUCUGUAUAAAAAGAGACCUUCCGGAACAAGUUUUUAACAAGUGGGCGAACUUUUUUAUGACAACAAAACAGCGCGAACUGUUUUGAUAAUUGUAAGUGCAAAUACGCGAGCAAAACAAGUGUGAAUGAACUUUUUGCUGUUUACACGGAGAAAAUGAGAAAGACCGCGCGCGCCAAAUGGAAGCAAGAUCAAUGAACGACGAUUCGUGAUGAAGGGAAAAAGUAUGUACAAUAUACGUAUUCGAAAUAAUUCUCAAUUAAGUAAGCGGAUUCCUUUUAUCAUCGAUACACUUGGCAUAAUUCCAACUUGUUCGUAAAAGAUCGCUUUUAUAAUAUCCAAUCGAUCAUAAUCACGUAUAUUAUUAUUGUAUCGAAAGUUCAUGUUAGAAAAUGUCUUUUGAAACGAAAAAAGGACAAGAACGAACGCUGUUCUUUGAUAACGAGAUAAUGGAAAAAUACUGAUGGACUUAAAAAGUGGAGGAGAGUAUUGUAAUAAUGAAAAUUAGGAAUAAGGAUAAACUACUUAUGUUAUUAACUGUAUAGUUUUUAGUAAGCGAAGGAUUUUUAUGUCAUUUCUACGAUUUAAAAUUACGACGAUGACGAUGAUAAUACGAUGACGUGAUGCAUGGCGUCGGAUAAAUUGCAUUUUUACAAUUAGUAGAUUUAUAUUAAGAGUUUUUCAAAUGUAAAGUGAUAACACAAAGAAAAACAAUUUUCUUUUUUUUAAGGUAUUUACUAAUAUGCUUCUUAUGUUCUACUUGCACCCUCCUCUUUGCGAAACACAUUCGCAAGUAUAAUAUUACCAUUUUAAACGUGUAUCCACUUUCGUUGCUUCUUUCAAUUAUUUACAUAUACUUGACAAAAUUGUUUAUACAAAAGCCAUUCAGUUCGAAUGAAAAAUGUCUUCUUUUUUUUAACGCAAUUAUAUUUUCUACGUUACGCACAAGUAACUCAUUUUGUAUAACAAAUUUUGUUGUAUCGAGUAAGUAAUUGAAGAAGUAACGAGGUGUAUACAAUUCGAACUAGAACAUACUGUAUGUUGUACGGUUUAUUCCUGACGAUUGAUGUACCAUGAUCGUAAAAAAUAUUCACAUAAAAGUGACAUACAUAACUUUAUAAUUUCGUACACGAAAAGAACUAAUUUUGAAAGUUAACCGAUUAAGUUACAUUCAUAUUGUUCUCGAAUAAAUCGGAAUUACGCAACAUCUAUAAUUAAGAUAGAGAAUACAAUAAAUUCUGAUAUACGCAAAGUUAUACAAUGUUUGAAAUUAUUAAUAACAAAGUGCAGUACCGAGCAUAGUUGAAUUCUUAGGGAAAAUGUAGAGGAAGGAUCACCAUUUGCUACAAAGCGUGGUUGUAACAGGUUCUGAUAUUUUUAUGGUGAAGUUCCCAGAUUGAAAUAUGGUGUGUUUCGCAAACCUGCCGCUAAAAUAGCGGCGCUGCAAUCGAAUUAUAAGCGGCCAAAUUUUAUAAUUGUAUACUUUAUUUUUACAUUGAAUUGCAGCAUUUGUAUAUUCUGUCAUGAAGUUGUGCUCGGUACUGUUCACAUUAACGUAUGCAGCAUAUAGAUGAUGCCUGACUUUAUUAUUCGACAAUGUUUCGCAUGGAACUUUCCACUAGAAGUACUUUUAGUUUGAAUGGUUCAGUGUGUAAUUGUAAAGCGAUUUUUUAAAACUGAUAUUUUGUAUGAUGACAAAAUCGAAAAGAAACUGAAGUGAAAGGCGCUGCAUUUGAUACGUUCGCUAUCGGCGUUUAUUAAAAAAUUUACUAUAUUUUUUAUGUUAAAUCACGCGAAAUAACGUCAAAAUAUCUACAUUGUUAAUAUGUUACGUUGUUUCUUUCACAAUUUGAAAAGGUCUUAUUAGGGAUGUGCAAAAGUUUCCAUUAGACAUAUGUAAUUAGUUAUAAUGUAUUUUAAUGAAACUUAUGUGUUUUGUUUUGUUAUGUUAGUCAACUUGCAUAAACAUAGGAUGAACUGUAUUUUUAAUUGAAGUCAUUGUAUAUUUAAUUUUUUUAAUCAGUGUACAAUAAAUACUGAAGCGACACAAACAUUUGCGAAAUUAUUUCUGAAAAUAUAGAUUUUACUGCAAUACUUUUUUGCCUUUAAAGUUGCAAUAAUUUUAUUCACUGUAAAAUAUUAAUAAAUUGUCUUAACGAAAACUUUUGUACAACUAAUUAAAGAUUCGUGACACUGGUAGCGAACUUGA